AGUUGGUCUUUUGCAGUUAGCAUUUCCGUUUUCUCGUUAUCUGAAGGUGUUGAUUGGUUUUCUUGAGAUUUCAAUUCAAUCUCCGCCCCCUUUGGCUAAUCUACUUUUCCAAGAGGGCGGUCUCAUUGUCAUUAAUUCUUCUUUUGUAAUGAAUGAAGAAAUUGGAAAAAAAAAGUGGUUAGCAGUUUGGGAUUAGCGUGAGAAAAAGUCUUCUCGCCUUUGAUUAUUGAUCGAAUAAGUUUUAUUAUCACGUUUAUCUAUAAUAAUAUGAAGUACUCGUUCAAUAACUCGACUACUUUCGACAUGGCUUGUUCGCUAACCGAUACGGGUAUUGUGGAGGAUAUUCAUAGUACGAACUCAACUCCUCGUGUUCGACAGGUAUCGAAACGGAAAGAAACUGGAAUAUCCUCCAGCAAAUGGACUAAUAUUGCAACUAGCGUCGAUGCAAAGACCGUUAAACUACCUAGGAUAAUUGUUAGGGAUGUAAGCGGAAGAAUAUUGGAUACCGAAACAUCCUAUCAAAAAGCCAUCGCAGAAGCCCGUUAUAGGAUCAGUGUAGGAGAUUGUGUUCCUCCCGAUCCCGAACAGUGGAGACUUCCGAAUGGACCAUUACCAGCCAGACCCGACUACACUAGGAAAUGCCCUCCCCUACUUCGACCACAAUGGAGAAAUUUUCAAGAUUUAAAGAAAAGAGAAUUACAAUUGUCUUUACCAGACAAUUUUAAGGAAUCUUUAAGGUCUGAUGAAUAUGAAGAUCCUAUUAUUCAAAGAAUAUCUGUGGAGGAUGGUGAAUCACUUCCAGUUUUAGCUAACAUUGAAUGGUUAAGAAGAUAUCUUCGCGAUCCUAAGGGACAGGGGCACUAUGAUCCAACAUUCCUACCCUUCGUUGGCUUGGCUCCGACGGAAGAGAGAUCGUUGCUCGAAACGGAAAGGAGGGAGCCCGAUCUACCAAUGCCAAAAUUCUGUUACGGGUGCCGAAGAACAGGUCUUUGUUAUGGGUGUGAAAAAGGCUUCCAUCCGCACGUACACUCUGAUCGCCCUGUUCGAACUGGAGGAGGUUUUACAUAUUUUAAAAGAGACGUUCCUUCAUCCGAAUUGACUGGAAGGAAUCCCCUCUAUUGGAAAGUUGCUUAUGGCCCUCCGCCUAUGUAUGUUUUCUACGACGAAUUUUCUAUUGUGUUUUCGCCCCCUCUUCCCUACGUUCAAGAUAAGAGAAGAGUACAGGAAAACAUCGAUGAAUUCAAUAGUAGAAUGUCUCUACGAACAAGAAGAAUUGAAGAGGAAUCACCGCUACUGACAAGAUCGGAUAUGAGGGCUCCAAGUCCUGAAGACUCCUACGAAGAAUAUACUGAUAGGGAUUCGGGAAAAGGAACAACUCUAGACGAAAUUAAUAACAAAAGCUUGGAUAAGGAUAGUAAUUCGACAUUCCGACUAGGCCCAAUUUCUCAAGGUAUUAAAGUGCCAGGCGUUCACGAUGAUGCUUCAGAAAGUGGUAUUAGCGUCACUUCUCACCAUCAAACUUCUCGAUUACCGGUCUUGUCCGAAGAUAGAACCGAAUCCGAAAGUGGUAUUGAUACAGGAAGGAGCGGAAAACAUUCUGGAUUAUACAAAGCUCCUAAAGCUUUUACUCCGAAGAGGAAUAAUAGAAAGAUUACAUCGGGUCGUAGUCCAUUUUCUGAAGAAAGAGAUUUUAAUUUCGAAUAUGGAGAUGGUAUUAAGAUCAAGAAGAGUGAUAAGGAAACUACGAAAUUCUUGGAAAUCGACAGGGGUGAUGACUCUUGGAAUGAACCUAAAAAAUUCGAGACUAAAAGUCGAGAAUCAACAUCAAUAAGUACCGGCGAAUCAAAACGGAAGAAGGAAGGAAAACAUACUCCUCAAGUAAGCGACGAAUCGGAAGACAGAUCAAAAAGAAUAAAAAGGGACAGUCAACCAUCACCUGUUAAAUCGGAUAGGCAACACUCAAAAGAUGGUAAGUGA
Messenger RNA from Dimorphilus gyrociliatus, 1977 nucleotides. The record is from the annotation of a GenBank genome assembly. Lineage: Eukaryota; Metazoa; Annelida; Polychaeta; Dinophilidae.